Neospora caninum is the source of this 1980-nucleotide messenger RNA. RefSeq lists its product as hypothetical. Gene Ontology annotation, biological process: mitochondrial RNA processing; regulation of mitochondrial mRNA stability. Lineage: Eukaryota; Apicomplexa; Conoidasida; Eucoccidiorida; Sarcocystidae. Gene Ontology annotation, cellular component: mitochondrial matrix; ribonucleoprotein granule. The record is from RefSeq and is a predicted model, not a curated record. The transcript has 14 exons. Gene Ontology annotation, molecular function: RNA binding. The coding region runs from base 1 to 1980 and encodes 659 amino acids.
AUGGCAAGCGCUAACGGCCUCGUCCGAUUAGGAAAGGCCGACGUUGGUCUGCCCCGCGCCGUGGUCCGCGAGGGGUGCACCACGAGGGAAGGCGAGCGAGAGGCCGGAGGCGAGGAGGACGCGCUGGUCAGGGAGGCGCUUUGGUGGGUCCGACACACGCGGCAAAUAACGGUGGAAGUCGUGGAUCAGUGGACAGAAAGUUUCCACUUUCUCUACCGGAAGAAAAGAUAUCCAGAGCUCACUUCGAUCCUCGACGACGCCUUGCACCUCGUCCCCAGCCUGCGGCCGGCAGAAAUCGCCAUGCUCGCGAACCACGCGAGUCGACUGAUCCCUCUCAAGUCCCCGCGGUUCUCUGCGCAGCGGAAAGAAGACAGAAGGCGCGAGGCAGGCUUCGUUUCCGAGUCCGAAAAUGCUGGAGCCGAAAGGCGCGCAAAGCGGUGGUGGGGUGUAUUUGGAGACGCGAUCUCGCAUCUUCUCCACGACGCGGAUGGCCAGCACAUUUCCCUCAUUUUGAAUGCCUUUUCGUCGGCCAAAGUCUUCCACCACGAAACGCUGUUCGCGUGUCUCAGCCGCGAAACAGCAGCCUGGGCUCCUCACAACUCCCUCCGCAACACGGCAGUCAUCUUGAACGCCAUGGCGAGGCUGAACAUGCGAGACAGCGAAGCCGUCGAGCGCAGCUGUCUCCGUCUUCUGAGUGAAGCGAAGAACCUCAACCAUAUCGACUGCGCAAUGGCUCUGAACGCUGCAGCGCGUCUGGGGUACCGAGAGCUCCAGUUCUACUCGAUUCUGGGAGACGCUGCAGUUCGACAGUGUUCUCGCAUGAACGAACACAAUGUGUCGAUGAUUCUGUGGGCCUUCGGGGCAGUUGGCGUCCGCCACCAGACGCUGAUUGGCGAGUUCAUCGACCAGCUUCUGCGCAUCAGCAACUCGCGCGUCAUCCAUGCCAACUACGUCGCUUCCGUGCUGGGACCUCUCGGCAAUCUCCGCGUGGAGCACCCGCGCGUGAAACUCCUCGUCGACGUCCUGGUGAAGCCAAAUAUCGAGAAAUUCGAACCCGUAGAUGCCAUUCUGGUUUGUACAGCGCUCAGCCGUCUCGGGUUUCGCGUUUCACACUCUCCCGUCGCGUCCCAGCUCCUGACGCACGCUGGCCGUCUAGUGGCAACAAAUGCGAUCGCCGCCCCCAGCCACCAUGUGCUCCACCUGGCAGUGGCUGCUGGUCUCCUCGAGGCAUUUGGCAUGGCGUCGUUUUGGAGCGACAUCAGCGGAGGACUCGCAGCCACGCUACGAUCUACUGGGUCCGCGGCAGAAAUCGCAAAUGCCGUCCUUCCUCUGGUCCGGGUCGUGGGGAACCCCGAUUGGCGCGCUCCUCUCUUCCAAGUCGCCGUCACGGCGAUGGCGGCGCAAGAUCAGUCUCAAUGGACACCGCGCGACGUCGCAAACUUCACCUUUGCUCUAGGCAAGACGACUGGAGAGCACGGAGAAGACCCAGUUGAUCCUUCUGUUUUCCGGUCGUCUUCUGGAGAGACUACGCUGGCUGUCUCGCAGAAACGAAGCGCAGAAGCGGGCGGGCACGCGAGGCGCCAGCUGAUCAGAGACCUUUGCGACUUCGCCACUCGUGAAAUGGAACGGUUCAAUCCUUGUGACAUCGUCAGACUCCUGCAAGGCCUGGCUGGUCUCGACUACCGCCAUGAAGGCGUUCUCGCGUCCGUUUCCCGGCGACUUCAGCAUGCAGAUGGAAGCGCCGCGACCGAAGCAGAAGGAUUCCCGUUCCACGUCCAGCGGGCAAUCGCAGAGGCUCUUCUCAAGCUCGAAGCCUCCCACGCGUGCUCACGCGACUGGAUCGAAGGCCUCCGCAGCCACCAGGCCGCUCUGGGGCACAAAGGCAGAGGGAAGGAAGGGGCGGGAGACUCUCUUUCUGCUGUGCUUCCGCAGUCCUCGUGCUUCCAUGUGGAAGAAGUGUCGAGAGCUUCGGCCUCGUGA